UACUGCUACCACCACCAUCACAACUACCUACUCUCUCGUCGUACUCUAACUCUUACUAUUUGCAAUGUCCGGCCGUGGCAAAGGAGGAAAGGGCCUUGGAAAGGGCGGUGCAAAGCGCCAUCGUAAGAUUCUUCGCGAUAACAUCCAGGGUAUUACCAAACCUGCCAUUCGUCGCCUCGCUCGCCGUGGUGGUGUUAAGCGUAUCUCUGGCCUCAUUUACGAGGAGACACGUGGCGUCCUUAAAGUGUUCUUGGAGAACGUUAUCAGGGACUCUGUCACCUAUACUGAGCAUGCCAAGCGCAAAACUGUGACUGCAUUGGACGUCGUCUACGCCUUGAAGCGCUCUGGCCGCACCCUCUAUGGUUUUGGUGCUUGAUAGGAUUGAUAAAACGUGGCUUGAUUGUACUUUUACUAGC
This is a messenger RNA of Fomitiporia mediterranea MF3/22, 416 nucleotides long. RefSeq names its product histone-fold-containing protein. Gene Ontology annotation, cellular component: nucleosome. The transcript has 4 exons. The record is from RefSeq and is a predicted model, not a curated record. The coding region runs from base 65 to 376 and encodes 103 amino acids. Gene Ontology annotation, molecular function: structural constituent of chromatin; DNA binding; protein heterodimerization activity. Gene Ontology annotation, biological process: nucleosome assembly. Lineage: Eukaryota; Fungi; Basidiomycota; Agaricomycetes; Hymenochaetales; Hymenochaetaceae.